AUGCGUGGAGUGUGGUCGUGGUGUUUCUCGUUGGCAGUGUUUGUGGGCGUAUGUUUUCUGGUAGCGAGGCCCGUGAUAGCGGUGGUCGGCGGGGCGCCAGCGGCUGCCCCGGAGCCCGACGCAGCCGUCGUCUUCACUCAGUUGCACGGCAGAUCGGCGCGGAUCGAAGGCAUAAAAGACAAUCGUUUGGGAUAUUACUCCUUCUACGGAAUAAGAUAUGCGGAACCACCUGUCGGGCCCCGCCGGUUUCAGAGACCUGUGCGCCGUGACCUUGUUGGGGAGCUGAAUGCUACAAGUGCUUGCCAAAAAUGCCCGCAGCCCGAUCCCAACGCACCACAAAGAAUGAUAGGCCACGAAGACUGCCUCUGUUUAAACUUAUUCUCUCCGAAAAUGCCCGGUGAAGAACGAGGGAGCCCAGUCAUCUUUUUUAUUCAUGGAGGAAACUAUCGCACGGGAUCAGCCUCUCCGUAUGGUGGGAAACAUUUAACCCAAGAAGAUACAAUUCUAGUAGUUGCACAAUAUCGUUUGGGUUCGCUAGGGUUUAUCAGCAAUGGGCAAAAGGAAGCUUCCGGCAACGCUGCUCUGUUUGAUAUAUACGUUGCUUUGAACUGGGUCAAAGAUUACAUCCAAUUCUUCGGUGGAGAUCCAACGAGGAUAACUGUGAUGGGUCAAGGAUCUGGUGGUAGCGCUGCAUCUUUGAUGGCUUUGUCUUCGGAAGGCCGCAGCAGCGAUGGUGUUGUAGCUCUUUCUGGCACUGCUUUAUCACCGGGAGCUGUGCGUACUGAUCCUGCCAAACAUGCUCAGGAGCUAGCUAAGCGCACUGGCUGCCCUGAGACACCAGUCGAAAGACUAGUCCUUUGUUUAAAGAAGCUGCCGCCUGAACAAAUUAUAAAGGCGGACAAUGAAAUUAAUUCAGAUAUGGUAGACACGGAUAGGUUUUUGAAUGAAAUUUCUGGACGACAAGGAGCAGGAGCUCGUGUUGAGGGCGCAGAUGACCACCGCGGCUUGCCUACCCUAGUGAUGGAACCACCAGCAGUGACCUUGAAGAAGAAGAGGCAGACUUCACCGUUGCUGACCGGUGUCACUUCUGCCGAAACCGAGCGAGCUGUGUUUGGAAAAUAUUCGAAAUCUUUGACGAGUCAACUGCAGAAGAUCAAAGAUUUUAUAAAAAAAGAUAUAAUUGGUGGACUCAAGAAUGUAGUAAGUGCUGUAGAAGGCCUCAAAACCAUUGAGGGUGAACUCAAAAAAUUACCAAUUAUAGGUGACUUCGAAGAAUACUAUAACCGCUUGGCUCAGAAUGGAGGUGAUAUAGUCGAAGGCUUAGCAGCGAUAGCUGAGGUCACAGGGGACGCAUUGUUCAAUUUCCCGGCGUUCAAGAGCGUAAAGGAUUGGAGCCAAGCUGCGCCAGCGUACCUCUACAGCUUCGAAUUUAAUGGAAACCUCACCAAAGGCUCUCACUUCUUGCCGGGAGUAGCCCUUGCAGAGGAAUCAAGUGAAAUGGCAGUGAGCAAAGCAAAAAGACACGGGCCCGCUCACGGUGAUGACUUGGCUUAUAUAUUUGAUCCUCUGGACGAUAAUGGCAAUUCCGUGGAGGGGACAGUUUCCCAAAUGGACUCCCAUGUACGGAAGAAUUUCCUUGGAGUAAUUUCUCAAUUUGCUCACAAUUUGAAGUCCGAAAACAAAAACACAAACCAGUCAAAACCACUUUUUCCCUUCCUUAGAUCAAAAGAUACAUUGAUUAAAAUCACUGAUAACCUCAAGUCUGAAAAUUUGGAUCAGAGCUUUAGAUUCUGCCAGAUGGGCAUUUGGGGCAAUAUGGCUGAUCGGUUGUUAGGGUCGGUGUGUCAAAAUGAAAUCAAGAAGUUAUUGGAAUUAGUGCCCAUCCCAACAGAACUCAAUCCUGUUCCAAUAUUAUCACCAAUAUUAACAAACCUUUCACCAAAUCCUAAUUCGAUUCCGAACCAAAAACCAAAUAAUGUCCUGCCGAAUGUGUUUAAUUGGGGUUAA
This is a messenger RNA of Chilo suppressalis (striped riceborer), 2007 nucleotides long. NCBI's taxonomy places the organism in Eukaryota, Metazoa, Arthropoda, Insecta, Lepidoptera, Crambidae. The record is from the annotation of a GenBank genome assembly.